This is a messenger RNA of Medioppia subpectinata, 802 nucleotides long. Lineage: Eukaryota; Metazoa; Arthropoda; Arachnida; Sarcoptiformes; Oppiidae. The record is from the annotation of a GenBank genome assembly.
AAAUUGAGUAAAACUUGUGUAAAAAUAUUUCAUUCAAAACCAGGUGUUUCUCGAAUUUAAUUAAUUGUAAUCUCAAUUCAAUUAUUGCAAAACAUGGCGCCCACACUGUAUUUGAGCCGAAGAAGUCCUCCGUGUCGUACUGUCCUCUUUGUGGCCAAACUUCUGAACGUAGAGCUCGAAGAAGUGGAACUCGACAUGAGAAACAAAGCGCACCUCAAACCAGACUUUCUUAAACUCAAUCCUCGGCACUCGAUUCCCACUCUCGUCGACAACGGAGUGUCUGUUUGGGAGUCUCGAGCCAUCGCUCAAUACCUGUGCAACAAAUACGCGCCCGAUUCGCAGCUCUAUCCGCGAGAGCCCGAGCGCAGGGCUCGAGUGGACACAGUUCUCAAUUGGGAUCUCAGCUCUUGGGGUCCGGCGCUUCGCAAUUCACUCACGAUGAAAGCGUUUCGAGGAGUGGAACCGACUGAAGAGCAGACCAAAGCGUUGACCGAUUCGUUGGCCGUAUUCGACGCGUUGGUGGCGGCGAACGGCGGUUUCGUUGCGGCCAAUCACUUGACAAUCGCCGACCUGUCAUUGUUGGCCAAUUCGGCGGCCAUUUUCUAUUUGGAUUAUGAUCUCAAGGAUUAUCCAAAUGUGAAACAAUGGUUCUCGCGAUUGGAGAAAGAGAUUUCGUUUUACAACGACUUCAAGAGCGAAGCGAUCGAAGGAUUGAAGAAAAUCAUAGAAAUGCAUAAAACUCCGGCUUAACGUGUAUUUUGUGUUCAAAUGGGAAUAAAGUUUCAUUUUGUGCUCUUUUUCA